UGUUAAUUUGAGAAGCCGGCACGAGGCUUCUUUAAGCGUUUAGCCUCACGCGGCGGCAACCUCUUAUCCAAAGUGGCUACAGCCCACACGUGUCCAUUACAUAACCGCAUAGACCGAUCGCCGCCGGUGUCCGUUCUGCUCUUUUAACUAAUGCUUCACCAGCUCUGAAUUUUCUUCUUUGCAGACUGCACCUACUAAUAAUUCGAUCAAAACCCCGGGAAAGAAAAUAGACGGGAAAAAUAUACGAAAGAGGGAAGUGAAAUACCAAGGAAACCCUAAUUGCUUCUACUAUCGAGAUUAUUGAGUUGUUGAGUGAAAGCUAGGGAGAGAUCAGAGGACAGAAGAUGGUGGCGGGAGCGGAAAUUAUCCACAAGAGUGUCAUCCCGGUUCUGGAUGUUCAGUAUCGGUGUAUUUCCAAGCGGAUGGAUGAGAUCGUCGACUUCCCGGCUACUGCGGAGGUUACGCCGCUAGAUUCAUCGGGCGGCACUGCUCCAGAGCUGGAUCUGAUAACGUUGGAUGCUGCCCCAGAUUUUUCUGAAGAGUCAACACUUGUUGAGUUUAUUCCUAGCGUCCGAUCGGGAAGUUUUACUGAUAUUGGGCCACGUAAAUCCAUGGAGGAUGAGCAUAUACGAAUUGAUGAUCUGUCUGGCUAUCUGGGCUCUGUGUUUACUUGCCCAACACCCAGUGCCUUUUAUGGUGUUUUCGAUGGCCAUGGUGGACCAGAUGCAGCAGCAUAUAUCAAAAGACAUGCAGUUAGGUUCUUUUUUGAAGAUGCUAAGUUCCCAAAUGCAUCACAAGCUGAUACGGUCUUCCUAGAAUCGGUAGAAAACUCAGUACGGAAUGCAUUUCUUCAAGCUGAUCUUGCUUUGGCUGAUGACUGCACUGUCAGUACAUCUUCUGGAACCACUGCUCUCACAGCAUUAAUUUUUGGAAGAAUUCUGUUGGUGGCGAAUGCUGGGGACUGCCGAGCUGUAUUAUGUAGAAAGGGUGAAGCUUUGGAGAUGUCACAGGACCAUAGGCCCAUCUAUGCGGUUGAGUGCAAAAGGGUGGAGGAAUCUGGAGGUUUUAUUGAUGAUGGGUAUCUCAAUGGAGUCCUCUCUGUGUCAAGGGCACUGGGAGACUGGGACGUGAAACUUCCAAAGGGCUCUCUCUCACCUCUUAUAGCAGAGCCGGAGUUCAGGCAGGUAGUUCUGACUGAGGAUGAUGAGUUUUUAAUCAUUGGCUGCGAUGGUAUAUGGGAUGUUAUGUCAAGCCAGCAUGCUGUUAGUAUAGUGCGCCGAGGACUCCGGCGUCAUGAUGAUCCUGAGCGUUGUGCCCGGGAGCUUGUGAUGGAGGCUUUAAGGCUCAACACUUUUGACAAUCUGACAGUAAUUGUUGUUUGCUUUACUUCUGAACAUUGUGAUUCUUCUACAUUGCCAGAGCAGCAGCGGUUACAGCCACCAGCUCCACCGUUGAGACACUGCAGCUUGUCCACGGAAGCCCUUUGCAAUCUUAAGAGCUGGCUAGAAAAGGAUUAUGACCGGAACUAGAUGGACAGGAACUAGUUUGUAUAGAUUUUAAGAGACAAUGUGCCAUGAUUGUGAUGAAAAUGGGAUUGAUUCUAUAUUUUUAUUCAUUUGUGCUGCCUUGGAAGUAGUAAUCCGUUUUGUUAGCUUCCGGCAGUCUGCAGUAAUGUGUUUGGUUAUGUCUUUUUUUAUGAUUGUUGUUGUUUUUGUUUGUAUAUAUCUUUGUUAAAAGAUAAGGAAGGCUUAUGAUUAGUCACAGAUGUAUUAUUAUUUAUGAUUAUUAUUGCCAUUGGGGUAUUGAUUUGAUCUG
Molecule: messenger RNA, 1815 nt
Organism: Phalaenopsis equestris
Lineage: Eukaryota; Viridiplantae; Streptophyta; Magnoliopsida; Asparagales; Orchidaceae
Product: probable protein phosphatase 2C 47
Exons: 4
Coding region: 345-1529 (394 amino acids)
Biological process (GO): protein dephosphorylation
Molecular function (GO): protein serine/threonine phosphatase activity; cation binding
Source: RefSeq, a predicted model, not a curated record